AUGGACAAGACAAAGCGCAGAACUCAGGUGACAAAAACUCAAAGAGGUGAAGGUCCUGACAAGGCUAGAGCCAAACAGAGGGAUGGAUCCGGGGAGGGAAAUGGGCGUGAUGCCACGGAAUGCAUUGCGCUUGGUGAUGCAAUACACCGAGUGCCACCCCGAUUGUGCAUGCGAUAUUCCC
Messenger RNA from Ilex paraguariensis (yerba mate), 181 nucleotides. The record is from the annotation of a GenBank genome assembly. Lineage: Eukaryota; Viridiplantae; Streptophyta; Magnoliopsida; Aquifoliales; Aquifoliaceae.